Messenger RNA from Ziziphus jujuba (common jujube), 2800 nucleotides. RefSeq names its product protein LYK5. Lineage: Eukaryota; Viridiplantae; Streptophyta; Magnoliopsida; Rosales; Rhamnaceae. The record is from RefSeq and is a predicted model, not a curated record. Gene Ontology annotation, biological process: protein phosphorylation. Gene Ontology annotation, molecular function: protein kinase activity; ATP binding. Bases 593 to 2641 code for a protein of 682 amino acids. The transcript has a single exon.
GUCUUUUUUCUUUUUUUUUUUAAAUAAAUAGGCAAUGAUAUAUUAAUUGCAGAAAUAGAAACAGACAAAAGGAAAUGAUAUAUUGUUUUGAAAUAAUAAUAAGAGAGGAAGAAAGAGGUGCGUUUGUGCUGUAUGGCGUGGCCGUGGGAAGGGCAAAGAGUAAAAACCCAAGAAAGAAAGAAAUAGUCGGUUGACUUGUGCUGCUUUGCAGUUGCAGCAAUAGUUUGUCGUAAAGAAAAGGACAGGUGAGGGGCCCAUGACCCAUAAGAAUCAAAAUUCAAAUGGCCACGCCGUGUUGUAACCUGUGAGAAAGACUUUUGACGUAGUAGACUGGUAUGAAAUUGGAAUUUGGAACAGAGGCAAAGCCUCUUGACCAAGACCCGAAGCUUCUCUCUUCUCCUACGGUCCCCCACCACACUCACUCUGGGAGGGUCUGCCUGUGUCAGUGGAAAAUUUUCGGGUUUUUUUGUUUUUUUUUUGGUGAUAAAUGUGGAAAAAUUUUGGGUUGGUUGGUUGGUUGGUGUUGAAUAAAAUCAAAUUAAAUAUGAAGAAAGAAGGAUAAAAAAAAAGAAACAAGCUCUGACGAUUAGCAAUGGAGACCACCGUGAGAAAUCGGACUGUAGGGUGGUGGUGGUGGUGGCGGUUGAUAGCGGCGUCGGCGUUGGCGUUGAUGGCGGUGAGAGUGGAAGGGCAGCAGAGCUACGUGGACAACCACCAGCUGGAUUGCUACAACCACUUCAACAGCACGGACGGGAACGUGUGCAACGGGGUGGAUUCGACAUGCCCGUCGUACCUGACAUUUCGAUCGCAGCCGCCAUACAACACGCCAACGUCCAUCGGUUACCUCUUAAACUCGCAACCGUCACAGAUCGCAGAAGCCAACAACGUGUCGGACGUGGACACCUUCCCAAACAACAGCCUGAUCCUCAUCCCAAUCAACUGCUCAUGCUCUUCCUCUUUCUACCAGCAUAACGCCUCCUACGUGUUGAAGAUCCAGUCCGAGACCUACUUCAGCCUUGCCAACAACACCUAUCAGGGACUCACCACCUGUCAAGCUCUCAUGUCCCAAAAUGGCUACGGUGAUCGGAACCUCCUCGUGGGUAAUCAAAUUCUGGUGCCUCUCAGAUGUGCCUGCCCCACCCUCAACCAGACUCGGUCUGCCUACAACUUUCUCCUCACCUAUCUCGUCACCUGGAAAGACGACAUUCCUUCCAUUGCCGACCGUUUCCGCGUCGACCCCCAAGCCAUUUGGAACGCCAAUCGCCUCUCUUCCUCCGACAUCAUCUUCCCUUUCACGCCCCUUCUCAUUCCCCUCCACUCCCAACCUUCCGCAGCCCAGCUUUCUUCGCCAGCGCCACCGCCAUUGGCAUCGGCGCCGCCUCCUCAAUCCCACAGCUCCUCCUCCAAGAGCAGCAAUAACAAGUGGGUUUUCGUGGGAGUUGGGAUUGGCUCUGCUUUGCUGUUGCUUCUCCUUGCCCUCUCCGCCUUCCUCUUCUGUACCCGACGUCGUCACAAGCCCAAGCAGCAGCAUAUGCAGAAGCCCAAGGCAGCAUCACCACUACCCUCACCCCCACCGCCCAAGCUGCUGCUGCUGCCACAAGAAGAAAAAGAAGAAGAAGAAGAAGAAGAUUUCAGGGGAACAAAAUCGGUGUCCCACGGUGUUCGACAUGCGAUAGAAUCCAUAAGCGUCUACAACUACAGCGACCUGCAAAUGGCAACUGACUCCUUCAGCGAAACCAACAAGAUCAGAGGCUCCGUGUACAAGGGAGUGUUCAUGGGAGAUGCUGCUGCCGUGAAGAUGAUGAAAGGGGACGUGUCCAGUGAGAUCAACAUAUUGAAGAGGAUCAACCACUCCAACAUCAUCAGGCUAUCUGGUUUCUGCGUACACGGGGGAAACACCUAUCUUGUAUACGAGUACGCGGAGAAUGGGUCCGUAGGAGAUUGGCUUCAACCCACCAAAUGCCAUCACCUCUCGUGGAAGCAUCGAGUUCAGAUCGCUCACGACGUGGCUGAUGCCUUGAAUUACCUCCACCACUUUACUAACCCUCCCCACAUUCACAAGAACUUGAACACCAGCAACAUACUUUUGGAUGGCAGCUUCAGAGCCAAGGUCUCCAAUUUUGGGUUGGCAAGAACACUGGAGGUAGAGGAUGAUAAGCAAGAGGAAGAUGAUGGGCCUAAUUUCCAACUCACCCGGCAUGUCGUUGGCACUCAUGGGUACAUGGCUCCCGAGUACAUUGAAAAUGGAGUGAUUACUCCUAAACUCGAUGUUUUCGCAUUUGGGGUUGUCAUAUUGGAGCUGUUAUCGGGGAGAGAAGCCACCACCACAAGAAGAGGCGGAGAAGGACAACAAGAGUUGCCGCUGUCUGAAUCCAUAACUGAGGUGCUUCAAGGAGACAAUGUGAGGGACAAACUCAAAGCCUUCAUUGAUCCUUCCCUCAAGGACGAGUAUCCUUUGGAUCUGGCCUUCUCCUUGGCACAGCUAGCUAAACGCUGCGUCGACCGUCACAUGAAUUCUCGUCCGGCAAUUUCGGAAGUUUACAUCACUUUGUCCAAGAUCCUCUCCUCUUCACUGGACUGGGAUCCAUCUGACGAGCUCGAACGCUCUCAUGGCAUUGGCAGAUCACAACCCAACGCAUAACAAUACUUCCCAUCUAUCUCCUACCUUACAAGCCCAUGGGUAAUUUGAAGAAUAAACUAUUGUAAAAUUAUAAAUUAUCUUCAUAUUAGACGAUACCCCUUCCAUAUGCUUAUGGUAUAUACCAAUGACAAGUCCUUUUGGCUACUUGUCCUUUCCUUA